AUGCCGUCCGCUCCGCAAUCUUCACAGCAAUCUUUCACCAUGAGUCAACAGUCGCAGCAACAGUUCCCUAAUUCCUCUUUCCACCGCGGCUUCGCGCUGAACGCCGAAGGCCCUGCGCCGCAAAUCUACUCGGCCUCCUACUCUGGAGUCGAUGUCUACGAAAUGGAAGUAAACACAAUCGCCGUCAUGCGACGACGCCACGACUCUUGCCUCAAUGCUACUCAGAUCCUCAAGGUCGCUGGAGUCGACAAGGGCAAGAGAACCAAGAUUCUCGAAAAGGAAAUACAAACUGGCGAGCACGAAAAGGUACAGGGUGGCUACGGGAAAUACCAGGGCACCUGGAUCAAGUUCGAGCGCGGUGUCGAAGUCUGUCGCCAAUAUGGCGUCGAGGAGCUUCUCCGCCCCCUGUUGACCUACGAUAUGGGCCAAGACGGUGGCGUUGCUGGCCAGGGCGAUUUCAACACGCCAACAAAGGAACAGGCUAUGGCUGCGCAAAGGAAGCGCAUGUAUAACUCGAGUGCUGAGGGACGACCGAAUGGCGUUAACGGCACAUUCUUCAAAAACAUCUCGAGCACUGCUUCGCAUGCCGUCGCCGCAAUCAGCAAGGCUCGAUUCGACUCACCCAACCCUCGCAACCGCACCGGUCCUUCCCAUCCACCCAGCUUUAGCAGACAGCCCUCUAUGCAGAAUGGUGACGAAUUCCCCGGAAAUUCGCAGCAGAGCUUCGCCUCGGAAUACAGCCAGCACGUUGACUCUACUUACUCGACACAACAAACCAAUGGCAUGCCUCCCAUGCCUGACGCUGAGCCGCCACGGAAGCGCCAACGUGUCAACAUGACACCGAAUGAAAGUUUCGCGGGGUACGGUCAAAAUGUUGACGCAUAUGCCAGUGCAUUCCCAGGAUCUCCAACCGAGCCCAACGAGUCAUUUUUAUUCUCACAACAGAGUGCCGUACAAGACCAAACAGCCAUCGAGGAGGCCAGUGGGCCCCAGGCACCGCUUCCGUAUAACAUGUCUCCCGAAAUUGAGGAGAAGCGAAGCAAGCUUAUGGCUCUAUUCAUGGAUUCGGCCGCAUCUGAUACUUCAAAACACCAGUGGCUGCUCACCCUGAGCCACAGCGAGAUUGACAUGCCCAUUGACCCGCAGAGCCACACUGCGCUGCACUGGGCGGCUACCCUUGCACGCAUGCCUCUUCUACGAGCCUUGAUUGCUGCCGGUGCUUCUCCGUACAGGGUCAACGGUUCCGGCGAAACAGCCCUUAUGCGCGCGUGUGUCGUGACAAAUUCUAUGGACCACGGGUCAUUCCCCGACCUGCUGGAAGUACUGGGCGGAACCAUCGAAGCCAGAGAUCACAAAGGCCGUACUGUUCUGCAUCACAUUGCCGUCACAAGCGCCGUCAAGGGCCGGAAUACUGCCAGCCGUUAUUACUUGGAGAGCUUGCUUGAAUGGGUUGUUCGCCAAGGCAGUGUGCCUAGCAGUCAGAUUGUCGGCGUUAAUGGUGCCGCACCCAACGGCGCUCAGGUUACCAUUCCCAAAAUGGGCAUUGCAAGAUUCAUGACUGAAAUCGUCAAUGCUCAAGACAGCUGCGGGGACACUGCCUUAAACAUCGCUGCCAGAAUUGGCAACAAGAGCAUCGUAUCCCAGCUCCUUGAAGUCGGCGCUGAUCCCAAUAUUGCCAACCGCGUGGGCCUGCGCCCAGUGGACUUUGGCAUUGGUGUAGAGAACCCGGCGGAAAAGCAAAUCAGCGAGGCCGUGUCUGAGAAUCCCAACGGUCCAGGUUCGAGCCAGAAGAUGCGCGAAAGCAGCGACGACAUUAUCGCGUCUAUCAGCCACCUGUUAGGCGAGACUAGUUCAGCUUUCCAGCAGGAAAUGAAGACGAAACAAGUCAACCUGGACUCUCUGCAUACUUCGCUGCGAAGCACUUCAGCAGAGCUCGGCGAAGCGCGCCGCAAGAUUGAGCAGCUAACGGCGUCGGUGGCCAAGCAGCAGCUUGCCCGCCGAAAGGUCGCCAACCUGGCACAUGCCAGGGAAGACGAGCAGGCGCGCUUGAUGAAUGAGCAGUCACGCUCGUCGCAGCCCAACCCGUCAUCGUCGUGGGAGACAGAGCUUGGCGCGAUGCUCGAGGCGGCUGAGCAGCACAGCGCAUCGGGAGGCUUCGGCGCCGAGGGUAUGCUUCCUUCCGCAGCCGUUCUCAAGGCCCGCAUCCGCGCCAUCGAGGCCCGCCGCGACGUCACCCGGAAGAUGGUGCAAGCGCUUCAAGGCCGCAGCCGAGACGUGGAGGUCAAGUAUCGCCGGAUCGUCGCCCUAUGCACCGGCGUCGGCGAGGAUGACGUCGACGCCGUCGUUGACGGUCUGCUCAAGGCUGUCGAAAGUGAAAACGAGGAGCUGGAGGUCGGACGCAUUAGGCGCUUCUUGGGCGGUGUCGAGGGCGUCGUGCACUAG
Cordyceps fumosorosea ARSEF 2679 is the source of this 2442-nucleotide messenger RNA. RefSeq names its product start control protein cdc10. The transcript has 2 exons. Gene Ontology annotation, cellular component: SBF transcription complex; MBF transcription complex. Bases 1 to 2442 code for a protein of 813 amino acids. Gene Ontology annotation, molecular function: transcription coactivator activity; protein binding; DNA binding. The record is from RefSeq and is a predicted model, not a curated record. Lineage: Eukaryota; Fungi; Ascomycota; Sordariomycetes; Hypocreales; Cordycipitaceae.